Molecule: messenger RNA, 1281 nt
Organism: Labrus bergylta (ballan wrasse)
Lineage: Eukaryota; Metazoa; Chordata; Actinopteri; Labriformes; Labridae
Product: growth arrest and DNA damage-inducible protein GADD45 beta
Biological process (GO): regulation of cell cycle
Cellular component (GO): nucleus; cytoplasm
Source: RefSeq, a predicted model, not a curated record
UUUGGAGUCGGAGCAGCAGAGAUCUCUUCACACACUCUCACACACGGACUAACCCUGAAUCUCUGUACGGACUCUGAAGGACCCGAGGACCUGAUCUGAUCUGGAUUAACGUUUUCUUUGGACUCUAUUCCGGGAUUUUAACAGCUGCCUGUCCGCGCUGUGGAUAUCUUUUCUUAUCCUGGAUCUUGUGGAUUAUUUUACUGACUUCAACAUGACUCUGGAAGAAGUCGUCGGAUCCAACAGCACCGAGAAAAAGAUGGAGACGGUGAGUCAGGCUCUGGAGGAGUUGCUGGUUGCGGCUCAGAAGCAGGACUGCCUCACUGUUGGAGUCUACGAGUCCGCCAAGCUCAUGAAUGUUGACCCGGACAGUGUCGUUCUGUGCGUCCUCGCCACUGAUGAGGAGGAUGAAGAUGACAUCGCGCUGCAGAUCCACUUCACGCUGCUGCAGGCUUUCUGCUGUGACAAUGACAUCAACAUCCUGCGCGUGUCCGGCGUGAGGCGGCUGGCUCACGUGCUGGAAGAGGACACCGGGGACAGCAACGGCAACGAGCCACGAGACCUGCACUGCAUCCUGGUCACUAACCCUCCCCUGCAGCCUCUGCAGAGCGCGGCCCUGCAGAACGUCAGCAGCUUCUGCGAGGAGAGCCGCUGCAGGAACCAGUGGGUCCCGUACCUGGACCUGCAGGACCGCUGAACCGUGUCGAGCCGAACCGAGUGAGACCGCUGCAGAGCGGUGAGAAGGAGUCCAAACAGCCGUCCUCCUGCUGGAGAAGAAUAAAGGCGUUUGUGUUGAGAGAGGGACCGGACCGAGCUGAGCCGGACCGAGCUGAGCCGGACCGAGCUGAGCCGGACCGGGUCUGCCUGUUGCCUGAUAAAGGGGGGGGUUGAGUUUCCCGGGGGGCGCGUGAGAUGCUGGUACCGAACGGGUUCAGAAAGCCGAACCCGGAGUCCCGUUAAAGAGGAGUAGGACUUUGCACGAGGAUCCCGGUCCUGGAGCUGCAGAGAGCGCGAGAGUUUAAUGAACUGUCGCGUGACUGGCCGGCAGCAGCUGGAGGUCACGAGACUGAACUGAACUGAGGAGUUGCACGUGAAGCUCAGCUGAGCCACAGGUGCUCACACAUUAUGAACUGGACAUGUGACGUCACGUUUGAGUAUUUUCUGUUAUAAGUGAUGUGACGGAGUAGUGACGUAAGAGCUGAUGUUUUUUUAAUUUAAAGGAGCAGAGUAAUAUAUGAGUGAACACGCCUGUUACAAUGUGAUCAAUAAAUUAUUGAAGGAGAA